Messenger RNA from Astyanax mexicanus (Mexican tetra), 6755 nucleotides. RefSeq names its product zinc finger DHHC-type palmitoyltransferase 5a (gene zdhhc5a). Bases 2678 to 4990 code for a protein of 770 amino acids. Gene Ontology annotation, biological process: protein palmitoylation. Lineage: Eukaryota; Metazoa; Chordata; Actinopteri; Characiformes; Acestrorhamphidae. Gene Ontology annotation, molecular function: palmitoyltransferase activity. The record is from RefSeq and is a predicted model, not a curated record. The transcript has 12 exons.
UUAUUAUCCGUGUGCUUUUAAAUGUGGUUAAAACAGAGGGUCUGUGUUUGGACCUUUGCCUUUUUUUGUUUGUUAUUUUUUUCUUCUGGUAUGUCUGUCAUCCACGUUGGUGUGUAGGUGUGGGGUGCUUCUUUAUGAGCAAAAGCUCGCAUGAAGGCCACUAGAGCCGGGAGUUCAUAACCUCGUCCAGUUCACGUUUCUGUUUUUCUUAUUGGUCCUUAUGAUCCGACUGAUCGACAGUCGCUGCAAAUGGGAUUAGAGGAGGCGGGGUAAUCUGGGGCAGCCCGUGGAAGAGGAGGCGUGGAGGCUGUGCGGUGAAAAACGAAAAAUGUACUGCCUGUGAACGAGAAAGCGUAGCUAGUAGCGUUAUGAUGACAGCAACGACAUAGCUAGCUAAAUCAGUAUUAAACCAUUUCAUUUAGCUAGUUAACCAAGCUAUCUGUUUGAAAGAUUGUUAGAUCGCUAAUUAGUUAGGCUUCAAGAAGUGGGCUGUACUUUUAGUCGUAAAGCUAGCUGGAUACAUAGCCAGAACGCUGAGAGACCCACCACCCAAAGAAUCAACCGAGAGAUUAAAGCCAUUUAACGCAGUCUAAUCUAUCGCUGUAACUACAUCCUGGCCCAUGUGAUUGAUUGAACGACGUGUGGAUAUGUGGGAGAACUGACAGAUAAUAGUGGGCUGAUUGUGGGCUGCUGUUAACUCCACCACACCUUCCAGGAAGGAGCAUCCCUGCAGCUGGCGACCGACGUGUUAACCUGUUAUACUUCUUUCUCCGUUCAAUGGAUUAUUCAUACUCUCUUGCACGCAUGCAUGCACACACCCACACUAAUGUAACUGCAGGCAUGGCCCAAGUCGCUUGGGCUUGAGACCGUAACCCUCCGAGGGCCUUAUGUAAUGCUCGGUCAUUGACCAAGAGGCAACAGCUGGCCACGACACACACCAGCGCACGAGGAAGUCCCUAAAGUCUCUCAGGGCUGAGGUGAACUUUUUGCUUUUCUGUUUCUUCUCACCUCACUCACCUGAGAGUUUGGGAAUUUCUUUAUAGCUCUGUGUGGUCCUCAUUUCAGAGUCGCUCCACUGACCUGAAUCUGGGCUCAGGAGUUGAGAAGUGGAGUGAGCUUUUUCUCUAUAUUAAGACUUCACUGUUUAUGUGGGCGAUUGGAGGCAGUGCUGUGCUUCAGGGCUUUUUUUUAUGUUUUUAUUUAAGUUUAGUUUAUUUGCAUAUUGUUCUUGUAGAUGGUUAGCUUUUUGUCCGUGCAGUUAGUUAGAAGCCUGAAGCCUCAUCUAGACUCAGUUUAAGCUCACAUCUCACAAACUAGCUGUAGGAAAUAUCUGUAAAAGUGAGCAGUCACUUUCUUUGGCCUUCUUUAGGCCCAGAUCAAGAAUGCUUCGAGUUGGUAAAGAGAGACUAAAACAUGCUCUGUGUAGUGAUGAAGUACGCUGUUGAAUGAGCUGACUAACGACACAUAUUUCCACAUAUUUCAUGACAGCAGUAAAAUCAGCAGCUUUAGCUUGUAGUCUUUUGUAUCAUUUGUGUGCCAAUAUCAUAGCGUUUUCAACAUUGCUGUAAAAAAAAAAACGGUAGAAGCACUCUCUUAUAGUCUCUUAUAAUUUUGUUUGUUUGUUUUAUUUUUUUACUCUAUUUUGCUGCAUUUUUUCAGGUUUGAUUUAGUUCCUGCGUUCAGCUGUGUUUGUAACCAAACAUCAGGCCCUCUGGGGAGGCUUUGAGAGCUUUAAACUGCACUCAGAGCUCGGAUGUCUGUCAGAAAGGCGAAGUUUAUUUCUUUAUUUUCCCCUACUAAGACAACGUUUGCUAAAGAUACAAAGACAGAAACUGACUAAAUCAAGUCACAAACGUUUUCUUCUCUACCUCUUCAGUUGUACUGUAAAACCAAAUUUGUUUGCCACACAAUUCACUCAGUCUUUAAUUUAUAUGGUCUUUUUAAAUUUCAUGCACAGGACUGUGCGCAUUGGAUUAGCUGUAAAACCGAAAACACUUGAUUACUUCAACACUAUUUUGUAAAAUUACUUUCACCAAAAAACACUUGAGCCAUAUUUUAUUUAGAUAUAUUUUUGCUUAUUAGUUAUUCUACUGCCUUUUAUUGUCAGUGUUUUUACGUUGAAGUUGGUUUUAUGACUGUAUGACUUCAAAAAUGACCAACUUAUUUUUCUUUUAUUCUUAAGGCUCUACAAUUAAUUGUUGUCUUUGUGUAUCUUAAGAGAGAACUUCAUUAAUAUUUAAUCAACGAUUUACAGAGAGCCCAAUCAAAGUACAGAGAACCUACCUUUCAGUUGCUUCCUUUUAUCCUUAAUAAUCUCAAAUAAGCCAUUUUCAUACAAUCUUUUUCUGUAUUUACUAGUUUUGUUCUAUUUUUCACCCCAAAGUGGCUUGUAGUGUUGAAGAGAUACAUGGACCUCAGUAUUCAGGACUGUGCAGUGUAGACCUCUCCAGCCCAGUCAUUGCUAAAUUUUUUUUUUUUUUUUUUUUGGCUUUUCGAACAAUUUAAAAAAAACUACUUUUCUGCUGAAGCUAUGCAGAGGCUGUGGCCCGUCUUUCCGCUGAAGCGAGGGAGAAAAGAACAGCCUCUCCUUCCUUAAUCUCCACCCACACAUUCACAUUCUCACUCACUGAGAAGGACAGUUUUUCCUGUGGCGGAUGUUCCUGGUGUUCCCUGGGUGAUGCCAAGCAGCAGUAAGAGUGGGGGUGUGUCUGGCCCCGCCUCCCCGCCCCAUCCCACACUUCCAUCCCGCCCCCUCCGUCCCAGUCGCUAUGUUCCUGUGUCUGCGGCGACAGCCUUCCUCGUGGGAGCAACCACGCUCUUCUUCUGCUUCACGUGCCCAUGGCUUUCAGAGGAGUUUUCAGUUGCUGUGCCAAUAUACAAUGGCAUCAUGUUCCUUUUUGUUCUGGCCAACUUUUGCAUGGCCACUUUCAUGGAUCCUGGCAUCUUCCCUCGAGCGGAGGAAGAUGAGGAUAAGGAGGAUGAUUUCCGAGCUCCACUCUAUAAGACAGUGGAGAUCCGGGGGAUACAGGUGCGCAUGAAGUGGUGCUCCACCUGUCGGUUCUAUAGGCCGCCUCGCUGCUCACACUGCUCAGUGUGUGACAACUGUGUGGAGGAUUUUGAUCAUCACUGCCCGUGGGUGAAUAACUGUAUAGGCAGGAGAAACUACCGCUAUUUCUUCCUGUUCCUGCUCUCUCUGACUGCUCACAUCAUGGGGGUCUUUGGGUUUGGCCUGCUCUUCAUCCUCUACCACAGACAGCACCUCGACAGAGUACACUCCGCUGUCACUAUGGCGGUUAUGUGCGUUGCUGGACUUUUCUUUAUCCCAGUAGCAGGCCUGACGGGGUUCCACAUUGUACUGGUGGCAAGAGGCAGGACCACUAAUGAACAGGUGACGGGGAAAUUCAGAGGAGGAGUGAACCCUUUCACUAACGGCUGCUGGAGAAACGUAUCGCGUGUUCUCUGCAGCUCACAGGCACCCAGGUACCUGGGUAGGAAGCGGAGGGCUCAGACAGUGUCAGUGCAGCCCCCCUUCCUACGGCCACAGCUCUCCGAGGCACAGCUGGCAGCCAAGGUGCUCGACAACGGUAUCCAAGGAGAUCUGCACCGGUCUAAGAGUAGUUUAGAGAUGAUGGAGAGUCAGUCGGCUGAUGCUGAACCGCCUCCUCCUCCUAAACCAGAGCUCAGAUACCCCGGUCUCUCGCGAGGAUCCAGUGGACACUCUGAAGAGAGCAGCCUGUUAAAUAAAGCUCCACCAACACCUACCAUGUACAAAUACAGACCUACCUACAGCAGCCCAGGGAAGAACCACACCGCGCUAACACACGCCUAUGCCAACCAGAUGAGUCGUGGGGACAGUCUGAAGGAGUCCUCCUCCUCUCUCCUCCAGUCCAGCCAGCAGCCAGGCUACCGCUCUGAGCCCAGUCUGGAUGGCCGUGAGGGGGGAGGAGGAGAGCGCGGGGGUGCUGAGCGACCCACAGUGGGCCAGGGUGGGCCUCCGGGCCCCGGGAUCCCUGGCUACUCUCUCGGGGGACGCUCUUACCCCUCCUUCUCAGACCCCACUGUGCUCUCUGGAGGUGGCUCGCGUUCCUCCAGCGUUCGCUCCACCCACAACGCGCCACCAUCAGACGCCACCACCUCCACCAGCUACAAAAGUUUAGCCAAUCAGACGCCUCCUCCAGCCCCUCGUAAUGGCAGCUUGUCGUACGACAGUCUGCUCACGCCUUCUGAAAGCCCUGAUUUUGAGUCUGCAGCGCCUGAGCUCUCUCCCGGGCGAGCGCGCACACCUGUGCUCGGCUACAGCUCCCCAUUCCUGUCUGCGCAAAUUGUUCAGCAGCGGGAGGCGGAGCUGCACCAGUCUUCUGCCUCUAGCUCCGCCCUGCUUGCUUCACCGCACCGCACUGCCUAUCUACGUGGCUCUCCCGCCUCCCCGCCCCUUCCACCCGAAAGAGAGCGCGAGAGGCUGCUCCAUGAUGCCCAGCCUCAUCAUCACCACCAUCACCACCAUCACCACCACCGGCCUCCGCGCUUUGCCCGCCCUCCGCUCCUGUCUGACUCAGGAUUGUCGCAGCCCUCGUACCCGUACCGCACUCGUUCCACGGACGCUCCUCUCCCCCCAACCACCCAUCCGCCCCGCUCACCCCACCCUCCUCCUUUAGGCAAGUCUCUGUCCUACUCCAGCGCCGCAGCCGCUGAGAUGCAGUACCGCCUGGUCCGCAAGGCCUCCGCUUCAGUCGGGGGAGUGGGCAUCCAGGCGCCCAAGGACGAGAUUCAGAUGAGAUCCUAUAGUCGGACGAACGGGCAGCCCAGAUCUUCUCUCCCUCAGUCUCCUACUUCUACCCCGUCUUCUCCUUCUCAUCCAGUCAGUGUCUCCACCCGCCCAGGACAGGCCUAUCCCAGUGCUGGUUCUUCACAGAGCCCCGCCCACAAGCCUGGAGGUGGGGUGAAGAAGGUGACGGGCGUCGGAGGGACCACUUACGAGAUAUCGGUCUGAGUGAUGGGCGGCUGCUUCGACUGGCUUGGUGACAAAAUAGCUGGACCUGGACCACCACCUCCUUCUGUCCGCUCCAACAGGAGAGCCUCAAUACAGGAAGUGAAGCAUGUGGUGUGCAGCAGACACUUCUUGGUGCACACACAAGAUUGAGUAUAGGACUCCAGCGGUUUUGAAUUUACAGAUGAGUUAAAACAAAAAGAAAAAAAAUCUAAAUCUGACCAGCAGGUUUAUGGUCAGAGAAGACACUCAGGAGGAGGAGGAGUAGAGUGCUGUUGCUCAAAUCUGGCACCCUGUUGUUCUAUAAAUCCCUCACUUUCGAGGCUGGACUUCCUGACUUGUCAUUAACGAGGAGGCGUGACCAGACAUGCUAUGGGUGUGGCAAAUUACCUGGACUGCUAUUUUUGUUUUAAGAAAAAGAAGAAGAUUGCUCUAUGAUGUGGGUGUAAAUGAUGCUUUGUAUGUUCUGUAUAGAGAAAAUGAUGAUGGUUUUGUUUUUUUCUACUUGGCACGUUCUCCAAGUAGAUGGAUUUAUAUCAGAGACUUUAUGGCAUGCGGUUGCCACUCUGGACCACUGUGAUUGGCUUGUGACCAUUCUGCUUCUGUGCAUUGACCUGGAACUGGAGAAGCAAAGCCGUAAAUGGUAGUGGAUUAAAGUAAUGGGUUGCUUGGAAAGGAAAUUGCAUAAUUGUUUUUUUUUUUAAAGGACAAGCCUUUUCAAGAUGGUGUUUUAGAGCAAUUGCCUUGAAAAUCAAGGAGAAAUCUUUUUAUUUUAUUUAAUUUCGAAAUGUUAUUUUAUAUGAAUUUAUAAAUAGCUAUUGAUGAGAUCAAUAAUAUGGGGCAUAUUUGAAUAGUGCACAUUUUUACGCCGGUUCUUUGGUCCACGCAUCAUGUGUGUUAAGCAUUUCUGAUUUAAAGAUUAAAGAACCUGCUCGAAAUAUGCAUUACAUGAAUGCGCCCUUUUGUUUUCUACUAAGGCUGAUGAGAUUCAUGUCCAAUUUGGAUUUUUAACCAAUCAAAUAGGUUUGGGAAGACUUGCCUACUUUUGAUUGACAGCUGCUACAGCAACUCAGAGGCUGCGCCUGGGUUUCCAGGUAAAAAUAAAUCGUAAAAAAAAUUAAAUCAGCCAGAUGGAACCUAUGUAAUGCACAGCCGCUGAGAUGUAGCAUCUGUAAACAUCUGAUAAACACACACGUACACAGGUUUGCCCGUUUAAUGGGAUACUUUUCAGAGUUACAUUGUAAAGUAUGUCUGCCUCUGAUAAAUGUCUGUUUUUUCAGUUAUCAUUUGAGAGAUAACUCUCUGGUGGCCUUGGCUAGCUGACCAAUUAUGAUUACAAGCUAGUUGGCCAGACAGAUGGGGAACUACAGUAUAUCUGUGCACUCUGACAGGACAGUGGUUAAACCAAUCAGUGUGACCACUGUAGUUAUGAAUUUUUUAUUAUUUAAUUUUUAUUUCUAAAAAAUAAUAAAACAAAAAAAGGUUUCAUGGACAUUUUUGCAGGGCUUGUUUCAGUGAUUCCUUGAAUUGUCAGUGGCAUUGGAUGGAGAUUUAGAUCAAGGCAGGACUAAAAAUAAUCAUUUGUCUGGCAGAAAGUGUUUUGUCAGCUGGUUAAACAGCCCAAGAAUGGCCUCUCAGCAGGACUCUGGAUCAGUAGGUUACUUGAGAAGGAAAAAAGUGUACUGUAUAGCUCAGUGUGAGUGAAUGUAGGUGUGUGUGCGUGUGCGUGUGUGUGGUUGAGCAUUGGUAAUAAACUCUUUAUAAAUCA